AUGUCCCACCCUGGGCUCUUAGGGGCCGAGUGCCACGAACUCCCUCCGCAUUCCUCCCACUCCGACAAACCCAUCCUCGAGGAAGAAAAGUCCAACAAACCAAUUCAAUUGACCUUUCGCCAACGACUCCGUCAUUUCACAUGGGCAUGGUACACAUUAACCAUGAGCACCGGUGGCUUAGCACUUCUGCUAGCUAGCCAACCCAACCGGUUCAAAGGUCUUGAUGAGAUCGGCCUAGCAGUCUAUAUAAUCAACCUGAUCAUGUUCGCCUUUGUCUGCUCAUUAAUGGCAGCACGAUUUAUUAUCCACGGCGGACUAGUCCAAUCCCUCACCCACGACAGAGAGGGACUCUUUUUCCCCACAUUCUGGCUCUCCGUUGCAACAAUAAUCACUGGCCUGGAGCGAUACUUUGGAGAUGAUCCCGAACAAGCCUUCUCCACCACCCUCGAGGUUCUGUUCUGGGUGUACUGUGUUUGCACCUUUGCCGUGGCGAUCUUUCAAUACUCCUACCUCUUCACCUCCGUCACAUAUCGUCUGCAAACCAUGAUGCCGUCGUGGAUCCUGCCAGCCUUCCCCAUCAUGCUUAGCGGCACCAUUGCCUCCGUGAUUGCAGAGAGACAGCCCGACCGCUCCGCCAUCCCAGUGGUCACAGCAGGAAUGACCUUUCAAGGUCUCGGAUUCUGCAUCAGCUUCAUGAUGUACUCGCACUACAUUGGCCGGCUGAUGGAGUCCGGUCUCCCGAAUCGCGAGCACAGACCGGGUAUGUUUAUCUGUGUCGGUCCACCAUCCUUCACAGCGCUGGCGCUCAUCGGCAUGGCCCGCGGCCUUCCGGAGACGUUUAGUGUCAUGGGCAGCGAAGAUACCGCGGCAGAUGGACGGAUGAUUGAGAUCCUCGCUCUUGCAGCUGGUGCUUUCUUGUGGGCUCUCAGUCUCUGGUUCUUCUGCAUUGCGUUGAUUGCAGUGAUUCGGUCCCCACCCACUGCAUUCCAUCUUAGUUGGUGGGCUAUGGUCUUUCCUAAUACUGGAUUUACCAUCGCUACUAUCACCCUAGGAAACUCGUUCGAGAGUGCUGGUAUUAAGGGCUUUGGGUCUGCAUUGUCUAUUUGUGUUAUUUGCAUGUGGUUAUUUGUUCUUGUCAACCAUGUUCUAGCGGUGAUUCGACAGGAUAUUAUGUAUCCUGGGAAGGAUGAAGAUGUUUCGGAAUAG
This is a messenger RNA of Penicillium odoratum, 1206 nucleotides long. Its product is annotated as tellurite-resistance/dicarboxylate transporter family protein. The record is from RefSeq and is a predicted model, not a curated record. The transcript has a single exon. Gene Ontology annotation, cellular component: membrane. NCBI's taxonomy places the organism in Eukaryota, Fungi, Ascomycota, Eurotiomycetes, Eurotiales, Aspergillaceae. Gene Ontology annotation, molecular function: malate transmembrane transporter activity. The coding region runs from base 1 to 1206 and encodes 401 amino acids. Gene Ontology annotation, biological process: malate transmembrane transport.